UUCUCUCAUACUGUCUAAAAUAUCUGACCGUGACUGGGAAUCAUAUUAAUGGUUCAUUCAUAUUGGACAGGAAUAUGUCUUCGCCUUGCAGAUGGAGCUAUUUCGGGAUAUAUCUAGGGCUUUUUCUACUGGAUUGUUACUGGGAAACGGUGUCUGGGCAGCUCUCCUAUUCCGUCUCAGAGGAGGUAAACCCUGGGACUCCUGUUGGAAAUAUCGCUAAGGACCUAAACCUUAAUUCACAGGAAUUGGAGCUCCGUAUGUUUCAAAUUGUUACUGGAUCAAAGAGAAAAUUCUUCGAGGUAAAUCUAAAGACUGGUGUUCUGUAUGUCAGUGAGAGGAUAGACAGAGAGGAGCUUUGCGCAGAGGAACUUAAAUGCUCAGUAAGUGUAGAAGCGGUGAUAAAUAACCCUUUGAAGCUUUAUCGCAUUGAUGUAGACAUUUUAGAUGUAAAUGACAAUGCCCCAUUGUUUACUACCAAAUUGCAACAUUUGUAUAUAGCAGAGAGCACUUUACCAGGAGUGAAAUUUGCAUUAUCUGAAGCAACUGAUGCAGAUGUGGGGAAAAAUGGAGUGAGUACUUACAAAUUAAGCCAAAAUGAACAUUUCUCUUUGGCAGUGCACAAAGCAGGUGACAGUGUGUCUGCUGAGUUAGUGUUGCAGAAGGCUUUGGACCGAGAAAAGCAGCCUGUGAUCACCAUGACACUGACGGCUGUAGAUGGAGGGAGUCCUCCGAAAUCAGGCACCUCACAGCUUGUUAUUAAUGUUUUAGACAAUAAUGAUAACCUUCCGAUAUUCAGCGAAACGUUAUACAAGACAAAAAUUACCGAAAACACGCCACUGGGCACAACAGUAAUCGCCGUGAACGCCACCGAUGCAGAUGAGGGCCUGAACAGUGAGAUUGUGUAUUCACUGAGAAGUAAAGAUCAAGAUCGCGUACUUGAUAUAUUUGAAAUUGAAAGUCAAACGGGUGUCAUUAAGGUAAAAGGCAAUAUAGACUUUGAAGACAAAAAAGCUUUUGAGAUACGUGUAGAGGCCAGUGAUAAAGGGCAGCCUCCGAUGUCCGCUCAUUGUAAGGUGCUGGUCGAAGUGGUGGACAUAAAUGACAAUGCUCCUGAGAUCACUGUGACAUCGCUACACACCACAGUGAAAGAGGAUGCUGAUGUAGGCACCGUCGUUGCUCUGGUGUCAGUGCUCGAUAAGGAUGGUGGGAAGAACGGCGAUGUGAAAAUUCAAAUUAAAAAUGAGGUUCCACUCAAACUCGAAACGAACUACAAAAAUUAUUAUUCUUUGUUAGUUGAUGGACCCCUGGACAGAGAGAGCGUCUCUAGCUACAAUGUCACUAUAGUCGCCACUGAUAGAGGAACCCCGUCACUCUCCAGCACGAGUGUACUUUCUAUACAAGUUUCUGAUGUCAAUGAUAACGCACCUCUGUUCCCCGAGCCCAUAAUUAAUGUAUAUGUGAAUGAGAACAGUCCAGUGGGAGCAAUUAUUAAAACAGUGUCAGCAACUGAUGCUGACGUUGACCAGAACAGCAAGGUGAGCUACUCAUUUUUACAAAGUAAUAGUAACUCGUUACCGUUAUCUACAAUGAUAAACAUUAACUCAGAGACGGGUUUCCUCCAUCUACUGCAGUCAGUGUGAGUUUUAUAACAGAGUCCUGCUCGCGGUCUAAAGAUUUUUUCAGUACUAACUCGGCUGACACGCUAUCUCCCCCUUUGUGAAUUUCCAAAGAAAAAUAAUCAUUAUUACUAAGCUUAUAUGU
Molecule: messenger RNA, 1761 nt
Organism: Morone saxatilis (striped sea-bass)
Lineage: Eukaryota; Metazoa; Chordata; Actinopteri; Moronidae
Product: protocadherin alpha-8-like
Exons: 2
Coding region: 75-1640 (521 amino acids)
Biological process (GO): homophilic cell-cell adhesion
Cellular component (GO): plasma membrane
Molecular function (GO): calcium ion binding
Source: RefSeq, a predicted model, not a curated record